Molecule: messenger RNA, 309 nt
Organism: Aspergillus puulaauensis
Lineage: Eukaryota; Fungi; Ascomycota; Eurotiomycetes; Eurotiales; Aspergillaceae
Exons: 2
Coding region: 1-309 (102 amino acids)
Molecular function (GO): oxidoreductase activity, acting on the CH-CH group of donors
Source: RefSeq, a predicted model, not a curated record
AUGGCCGUGCGCACCGGGGGCCCUGGUGGAGGCGGCCUCUUGUUGCUCCUCGUGCAGCUGAAGAACCAUCCGGGGGUGACCGUUCGCCCGAUCAAAGUCGGCGGAGGGACCACGGGAGGCACCUCGUAUAUCGACGUGGACGAUGUAAAGGUCCCGGUGAAAAACCUGAUCGGACAGGAAGGCGAAGGGAUGAAGAUGGUUAUGACUAACUUCAAUAACGACCGACUUCUCAUCGCCAGCGGCAUGGCUCAGUCCGCUCGAGUGGCCCUGUCGUCCGCAUUUGCGUAUGUGAUGAAGCGAGAGGCAUAG